Lathyrus sativus (Indian pea) is the source of this 2055-nucleotide messenger RNA. Lineage: Eukaryota; Viridiplantae; Streptophyta; Magnoliopsida; Fabales; Fabaceae. The record is from the annotation of a GenBank genome assembly.
AUGAAGAGAUUGAAAAAUGAAUCUCCUAAUUCUAGGAAGUUUAGGUUGUCUCAUUUUUUGUUUGGUGUUGGGGUUUUGUACUUGAUUUUUCUAUCAUGUAAUUUUACAAAGUUUCUGAAGAUUGUAUCAACUUUAAGUGGGGAUGAUGAGAGUGACAUUAGGUUAGAUGGGGUAGUUAUUGGGGGUUCUGAAGAUGCUGAUUUGACCAAACCUUUUGUUAGUGCUGUUUAUAAAGAUGCAUUUCAUAGGAAGUUGGAGGAUAAUAGGGACUUAGAUGCUCCCUUGAGGCCAAAAGAGGAACCGAAGAAGGAGGACCGUGACCGUGAAUCUGUGAAGGAUAUUCCACAUGGAUAUGGUAGGAUUACUGGAGAAACCAUGCUGAAAAUGAACCGAACAAGUGAAUUAUCUGUGCUUGGGAAAAUGGCAGAUGAGGCAUGGACAUUGGGGUUGAAGGCGUGGGAAGAAAUAGAGAUAGUUGAUGACAAGGAGUUUGGAGAAAGCUCUAUUGUUGAGGGAGGAAAGGCCGAGUCUUGCCCUUCGUGGAUAUCGAUGAGUGGGGAAGAGUUGUUGAAAGGGGACGGGUUGAUGUUUCUUCCGUGUGGGCUUGCAGCAGGUUCUUCGAUCACUGUAGUGGGGACUCCUCAUUAUGCUCAUAAGGAAUAUUCUGCUCAGCUUGCAAAGUUGAGGCAGGGUGAUGGAUUGGUUCCAGUUUCGCAGUUCAUGUUUGAAUUACAAGGGCUGAAGUCAGUGGAAGGAGAAGACCCUCCGAAAAUUCUGCACUUGAAUCCUCGGCUAAAAGGGGAUUGGAGCAAACGUCCAGUUAUUGAGCAUAAUACCUGUUAUCGAAUGCACUGGGGAACAGCUCAAAGAUGUGAUGGCCGGCCAUCUGAAGAUGAUGACGGAAUGCUUGUUGAUGGGUUUAGACGGUGUGAAAAAUGGAUGCGGAGUGACAUUGCUGACUCAAAAGAAUCCAAGACAACAUCAUGGUUCAAGCGGUUUAUAGGGCGUGAGCAGAAACCAGAAGUUACCUGGCCUUUUCCUUUUGCAGAGGGUAGAAUGUUUGUCCUUACAUUGCGUGCUGGUGUUGAUGGAUACCAUAUUAAUGUUGGUGGCCGCCAUAUGACUUCAUUUCCAUACCGGACAGGUUUUACACUUGAAGAUGCUACGGGAUUGGCAGUUAAAGGAGACCUUGAUGUUCAUUCAGUUUUUGCUACCUCUCUCCCUACUUCACACCCAAGUUUCUCACCUCAAAGAGUACUGGAAAUGUCAGAGACCUGGAAAGCCAGUGCCCUACCUAAACACACAAUUAGACUUUUUAUUGGAGUUCUCUCUGCUUCAAAUCACUUUGCAGAACGGAUGGCAGUUCGUAAAACAUGGAUGCAAGCAGCUGAAAUCAAGUCAUCAGAUGUAGUAGUACGGUUCUUUGUUGCAUUGAAUCCAAGGAAGGAAGUAAAUGCAGUGCUGAGGAAGGAGGCUGCUUACUUUGGUGAUAUUGUCAUUUUGCCCUUUAUGGACCGCUAUGAGCUUGUUGUGCUUAAAACCAUUGCUAUCUGUGAGUUUGGGACUAAGAAUGUGACUGCUGCAUAUAUCAUGAAAUGUGAUGAUGACACCUUUAUAAGAGUGGACACUGUCCUGAAGGAAAUUGAAGCUGUACCCCCGGAAAAGUCCCUCUACAUGGGUAAUCUCAAUCUCUUGCACCGGCCUCUCAGAAAUGGCAAAUGGGCAGUUACUUAUGAGGAGUGGCCUGAAUCAGUAUAUCCCCCUUAUGCGAACGGUCCCGCAUACGUAAUUUCCAAAGAUAUUGUUGAUUUCAUCCUAUCUCAGCAAAAGGAUAGAAAGCUGAGGCUCUUUAAAAUGGAGGAUGUAAGCAUGGGAAUGUGGGUUGAGCGAUUCAACCAUACAAUGACCACCGUUCAGUACUCGCACAACUGGAAGUUUUGUCAGUACGGAUGCAUGGAGGGCUACUUCACCGCACAUUACCAAUCACCAAGGCAGAUGGUCUGUCUAUGGGACAAAUUAUCGAGGGGUCGGGCGCGCUGCUGCAACUUCAGAUGA